AUGGCCACCGACCUCGCCAUGAGCGCAGAGCUGCCCAAUAGCCCACUGGCCAUCGAGUACGUCAACGACUUCGACCUAAUGAAGUUCGAAGUAAAAAAGGAACCUCCAGAGGCUGACCGUUACUGCCACCGCCUCCCCCCGGGAUCCCUCUCCUCCACCCCGAUUAGCACGCCCUGCUCCUCCGUGCCUUCCUCGCCCAGCUUCUGCGCCCCCAGCCCCGGUGGCCAGUCAAGCCAAAACCUGGCCAACGGCGUCAACAGCAACAACAGCGGCAGCAGCAACACCCAGAGCGUUGGCGGUAAGCCACAGUUGGAGGACCUGUACUGGAUCCCCAGCUACCAGCACCACAUCAACCCCGAAGCCCUCAACCUGACCCCCGAGGAUGCGGUGGAGGCCCUCAUCGGCAACGCCCAUCACCACCAUCACCACCACCAGGGCUACGAGGGCUUCCGCGGCCAGCAGUAUGUUGGGGAGGAUCUAUCCGCGACCUCCGCCGGUCACCAUCACCAGGCCCACCAUCACCACCACCACCACGGACACCGCCUCGAGGACCGCUUCUCGGACGAGCAGCUGGUCAGUAUGACAGUGCGCGAGCUCAACCGGCAACUGAGGGGGUUCAGUAAAGAGGAGGUGAUCCGCCUAAAGCAGAAGAGACGCACGCUCAAGAACCGAGGUUACGCGCAGUCCUGCCGCUACAAGCGCGUGCAGCAGAGGCACAUGCUGGAGAGCGAGAAGUGCACGCUCCUGAGCCAGGUGGAACAGCUGAAGCAGGACGUUGCGCGCUUGGCCAAAGAGCGGGACCUCUACAAGGAGAAGUACGACAAGCUGGCGAGCCGAAGCUACAGCGGUUGCGGGCCCGGUAACAACAACAGAGACCCCUCCAACGGAAACCACGGGAAACUGGCCUCCACGGAAUUCUUCAUGUAA
Oncorhynchus masou masou (cherry salmon) is the source of this 927-nucleotide messenger RNA. Its product is annotated as transcription factor MafAa-like. Gene Ontology annotation, molecular function: DNA-binding transcription factor activity, RNA polymerase II-specific; RNA polymerase II cis-regulatory region sequence-specific DNA binding. Bases 1 to 927 code for a protein of 308 amino acids. The record is from RefSeq and is a predicted model, not a curated record. NCBI's taxonomy places the organism in Eukaryota, Metazoa, Chordata, Actinopteri, Salmoniformes, Salmonidae. Gene Ontology annotation, biological process: regulation of transcription by RNA polymerase II. Gene Ontology annotation, cellular component: nucleus. The transcript has a single exon.